GACUAUCUUUUUAUAGUAUGUUUUCUGGAUCUGCUUCUCUGCUUUGUGAUGUCGUGCCAUCUGGGAAGGUUGCAACUAUGCUGCCAGAUGCAAAGAACCACCCAAGACACAUCACGGUUGAGUUUGAACCCAUUAGUUGUAGUUGGAAUUUUUCUGCGUUAUCAGUCAAUUAGCUGCACUGCAGCGCUCUCUGUCUCCUUCCCUCUCUCUCUCUCUCUUAUUUUUAAUUUCAGCGACCUGAGGACUGCUUAUAGGCAGCCACUACUUAUCAAGUCUGGCCUGCAUAAUCACAUGACAUCAAUUGUUGGCUCCAGUUCAGGACUGUGA
Rasamsonia emersonii CBS 393.64 is the source of this 327-nucleotide messenger RNA. RefSeq lists its product as uncharacterized. The transcript has a single exon. The record is from RefSeq and is a predicted model, not a curated record. The annotation marks the transcript as partial. NCBI's taxonomy places the organism in Eukaryota, Fungi, Ascomycota, Eurotiomycetes, Eurotiales, Trichocomaceae.